Molecule: messenger RNA, 165 nt
Organism: Funneliformis geosporum
Lineage: Eukaryota; Fungi; Glomeromycota; Glomeromycetes; Glomerales; Glomeraceae
Source: the annotation of a GenBank genome assembly
AUGGAAGUAGUGGUGUUGGACUUGGUAAUUUUUUUUAGGGGAGGUAGUGAUGUUGGACUUAGUAUUGAGCUUGGUAUUAGGUUUCUUGGUAAUGAUGAUGGAGAUGGUAGUAGGUUUGAUGGAACUACUCCUGUAUUAUCUUCUGAUGCUUUAUUAUUAUUAUAA